Leptidea sinapis is the source of this 1387-nucleotide messenger RNA. RefSeq lists its product as uncharacterized. Bases 66 to 1097 code for a protein of 343 amino acids. The transcript is spliced from 2 exons. NCBI's taxonomy places the organism in Eukaryota, Metazoa, Arthropoda, Insecta, Lepidoptera, Pieridae. The record is from RefSeq and is a predicted model, not a curated record.
UUACAGAAAAAAAAUUUAAUGAGCAUCUUUACGAACCAUCAGGGGAGUUUCAUAACUUCUGCCGCAUGAGUUUCACAGAUUUUGAGUAUUUGCUAGACAAAAUUUCUCCUCUGAUUUCGAAACAAGAUACGGACUUCAGGGAAGCUAUACCAGCGAAAUAUCGUCUAGCAAUAACACUAAGGUUUAUCGCAAGUGGUGACAGUUAUAAAAGUUUACACUAUUUAUUCAAAGUGUCUCCCCAAGCAAUAUCAAAAAUUAUACCUGAAGUCUGCAAAGCAAUUAAUGCUGUUCUAAGAAAUGAAAUAAAGAUGCCAUCAACGGCUGAUGCUUGGAUGAAUAUAGAAAGAGGGUUUAGAAGAAAAUUUCCACACUGUCUUGGUUCCAUAGACGGCAAGCAUAUUAAUAUAGAAAGUCCACCUCAUAGCGGAACUGAAUAUUUAAAUUAUAAGAAAACGUUCAGCAUCGUUCUAUUGGCAUUAGUUGAUGCCCACUACAAAUUUAUAUUUGUUGACAUAGGAUGCCAAGGGAGGAUUAGCGAUGGUGGCGUCUUUAAUAAUUCAUUACUGUGGAAAAAAAUCUGUAAAAAUGAAAUUGAUUUUCCUAUACCAUGCCCACUUCCUGGAUCGGACGUUAACGUUCCAUACGUUUUCAUAGGAGAUGGUGCUUUUGCAUUGAGCAUGCAUGUUAUGAAACCCUACCCAGGACAGCAUAACAUCGGUUCACCAAAAAGAAUAUUCAAUCAAUGUCUAUCUAGAGCUCGGGUAGUAGUCGAAAACACAUUUGGAGUUUUAGCCUCAGUGUUUCGUAUUUACCUUCGUCCAAUUUAUUUAGACCCCAUUACUGUAUCAGAAAUAACAAUGACCUGUGUACUACUACAUAACUUCCUUCGAAAAAACUCCCCAGAGAGAUAUACCCCCCCAGGAACGUUUGAUACGAUUGACAGAAAUGGUGAAAUAAUAACACGUGGAUCUUGGCGAAAAUACGAAGAGGAAUAUAAUGCAAUUCAGAACAUGCCAAAUGUACCCCGUAGGUCACCUAUGCAUGCCAAACAGAUAAGGGAAGAAUUUACGUUAUAUUUUUGUAAUAGAUUUACUUAGCAUUCUACAUUAUUUAAAAACUAUCCCUCAACAUAGAAAGGAUAGGUAAUUAGUAAGUAGUAGGAUAAGUAAGUAGUAGUAGCAUUAAGUAAGUAGUAAGUAAUAUAAAAAGGAUAAGUAAGGUCACAGGAUGUAACAAAAAGGUGCCAAAAGGUCAUUCAAAUAUUAAAUUAACCUUUUUAAGUUUUACUGCACCUUUUUGAUACAGACUGUAUAGCUACAUUCUUGCAGCUCAGACAGAAGACUUAUUACGCUUUUUAUCUGAUUUGAGGUUAGAAACAUUUUUUGGA